AUGGACACUGAACGAGAGCUCCUGGCUGAGAUCUCGACUGCAAAGCCCACCAUGUCAGACAUUGAUAAUAGGUCUGACACUACGGACGACGAUCUCUCUCCGUCUCUGGCUACUACGCAGUCAUACGCUUCCGUACCAUCCUUGCGACCGACUAUGGAUAAGCCCACAAUCAACCCCUCCUCGACGCACCUGGGUCAGAUCAAUGCAGCUCGACGAGGAGUCGGCACCGUCCCUCGUCCCCAAGCUUCGAUGAGUGGCGCGCAGCCGGGAGGAUUGAAUCAGGACAUUUUGGCCAAAAUGAAGGCAUUCUCCUUAUCUCGACAAGGAGCGCCGCCGAGUCUGACACAUGCUAAUACAACUAACUUCGUGCCUAAAGCCUCCUCACCAUCCACCUCUAUCGCUAGCCCCGUUUCGUCUCCGCCUUCCGCCGCGAACGGAUCUCUCGGUGGUGCUUUCGCGGGCCGCUUGCCUCCUGGGGCGGUCCGGCCGGGCACCAAGAAUUGGGUUUCAUCUCCCUCUGUCCCUCAUGGGUCGCCUACAAACUCGCCGAAACCGGGUGGCCUGGCAGCAAAACGCAUGAAGCCCGGCCUCAAGCUCUCUGAUGCAACUGGCUCGAACAGCCCUGCCCCAGAUGGACAGUCUAACGGUGAAUCUGGAAAGCAGGAGACAGCGUUCAGCAGGUACUCUGAGUUCAUCGACACGAAAGCGGGGACGCUCAAUUUCAAGAACAAAGCAAUUCUCCACGGCGGUGGAAUCGAAUUUUCCUCGGGCCAAAGUUUCAGCAUAUCAUUAGACGAGGUCGACCGCUUGGAUGAACUGGGCAAGGGUAACUAUGGCACUGUUUAUAAGGUUCGACAUACGAAUUCGCAGGAUUCGCUCUCUGGUGUUGUCAUGGCGAUGAAGGAAAUCCGUCUAGAGCUAGACGAGAGCAAAUUCGCGCAAAUCAUUAUGGAGUUGGACAUUCUGCAUCGGUGUGUCUCGCCGUUCAUCAUUGACUUCUACGGCGCCUUCUUCCAGGAAGGAGCGGUAUAUAUCUGCGUUGAGUACAUGGAUGGUGGUUCAAUCGACAAGAUCUACAAGGAGGGUAUCCCGGAGAAUAUCCUUCGGAAGGUCGCGUUGUCCACAGUCAUGGGUUUGAGAACGCUCAAGGAUGACCACAAUAUCAUUCAUCGCGAUGUCAAGCCCACGAAUAUCCUAAUCAAUUCGCGUGGACAGAUCAAGAUCUGUGACUUCGGCGUGAGCGGUAACCUUGUCGCCAGUAUUGCCAAGACGAAUAUUGGAUGCCAGAGUUAUAUGGCGCCCGAGCGUAUCGCUGGUGGCGGCGUCCAACAGUCUGGUUCCAGUGGAGGUGGAACUUACAGUGUUCAGAGCGAUGUGUGGAGCUUGGGUCUAUCCAUCAUUGAGUGUGCCAUCGGCCGCUACCCUUACCCACCAGAGACCUUCAACAACAUUUUCAGUCAACUACACGCGAUUGUCCAUGGAGAUGCUCCCACCCUUCCUGAAACCGGAUACUCGGAAGAAGCGCAUGCCUUUGUCCGCGCCUGCUUGGAUAAGAAUCCGAAUAACCGCCCCUCUUAUAACAUGCUUCUUCGACACCCCUGGCUAUCCUCGCUCAUGCAACCCCCGGGCGAAUCGGACGGAGCGAAUGAAGAGGUCACGCCGAUAGUCAAUGGUUCUGGAUCCGGGGGUUCGCCUUCGACUGAGGACCCAGAAGUGGCAGAAUGGGUGAAGGAAAGGCUCGAGCGUCGUGAAAAGGGGCUUCUCCUUGAAGCAGAUAAGCCGGCACUUCACGCAGUGGCUCUCGAUGCAGUUCCGGGAAGCCCCUUGUUGGAUGAUCCGUCCGCGAUGUACAAUCAGGGUUGA
Messenger RNA from Aspergillus aculeatus ATCC 16872, 1863 nucleotides. It is a transcript of the gene pbs2, whose product is annotated as mitogen-activated protein kinase kinase PBS2. Bases 1 to 1863 code for a protein of 620 amino acids. Lineage: Eukaryota; Fungi; Ascomycota; Eurotiomycetes; Eurotiales; Aspergillaceae. Gene Ontology annotation, biological process: protein phosphorylation; cellular hyperosmotic response; MAPK cascade. The record is from RefSeq and is a predicted model, not a curated record. The transcript is spliced from 3 exons. Gene Ontology annotation, molecular function: MAP kinase kinase activity; ATP binding.